Molecule: messenger RNA, 1360 nt
Organism: Cryptotermes secundus
Lineage: Eukaryota; Metazoa; Arthropoda; Insecta; Blattodea; Kalotermitidae
Product: odorant receptor 49b
Exons: 6
Coding region: 17-871 (284 amino acids)
Biological process (GO): detection of chemical stimulus involved in sensory perception of smell; sensory perception of smell
Cellular component (GO): plasma membrane
Molecular function (GO): odorant binding; olfactory receptor activity
Source: RefSeq, a predicted model, not a curated record
GUGGGAGGACUUCCCUAUGACGGAUGAAUCCGGGAAUAGGACAAUUGCGGGUCUGUUGCCGAUCAUCAGAAAAGUGAUGAUCCAUAUGACGUGGCUAGUCACCGGGCCUCACACCAUCUACAUGUACAUCCGCGGGGCAGAUCCUGACACGCUUGGGCUCACCAUGUGGACGCCGUUCGACAUCAGACCAAGCCCACUGCACGAAAUAGUCAUCGCCAUACAGGCCUACUCUACCACGUACACCUUGUCCAACUUCCUGGGAUAUAUGGGUCUGUACUCAACUCUGGCAACUAUUGCGUGCAUUCAGAUGGAAAAGUUACAUCAGCGUCUGAGAAACUACAGAAGAGAGGAGGUGACGAAGCCAGGCACUGAAGAGGACUAUCUUCGAGAACAAAUUCAAUAUCACCAAGAUAUUCUGAGCUUUAUUCGGGCUAUAGACGACACGUUCAGCAUGAUGAUGUUGGGUCAUUUCCUCAUGAUCAUCGGGGCCUUGUGCUUCGCUUCCAUCUCCUUUGUCACGAUCUGGCACAAAGUUGGUGAUCUGCUUCAGACGAUUUUCAUAUUAUCCUCCUUUGUCAUCAUGCUGGGGAUAUUUUGCUGGUUCGGAGACCAGCUCAAUGAAAGGGCUAUUAACGUUAAGCAAGCCAUCUGGGACAGCGGAUGGAUUGGGGCGCCCAUCCGGCAACAACGCAACAUCGUCUUCAUGAUGGUUGCAGCGAACGAAGACUUCGCUCUCUCUGCGGGGGGCUUCGCCCCUGUGUCGCUCCGCACAAUGAUUGUAGUCCUUAAUCAGGCGGUGUCGUAUACAAUGUUCAUGAUGAACGUCAAGGAUGCAGACCGAGAUGAAUCUGCACAGUUGGCUCCGAAUUAAUUAGCAGAAAUCCAGCCGGAUGAAUCCUGUUGUAGCCGAGCAUUGAAAAUGACAGCAAGAAAUGCACUUCACCCGUAGAAUAAUUCUCUGUCCUUACUUGUAACAAUCCGAUGCAAUUCACGUAUUUUCUAUCACAGCGCAAAUUUCUUUAUCUGAGUUUCCAUAAAUCUUAAUUAAUCUGUCAUACUGAACAGUACAUAUGAGAAGAGAAUUAGGACUCUCAGCACCCUUAAUUCGACAAAGUCUCCCUAGCCACGAUUCUCCAAGUCCCGCAGUUUCCUUACGAAACUUCCUCAUCUCCCACGUAACUCGGCCUUAACCCUUGAAAUGACCAGGACUGCCACAGUAUUGAGGCUUAGACAUAAAUGUGGGUUGUGCAAAAAGCCCACAGUAAAUUCCGAAAAUAACGUUCAAACAUCAAGACCGCCUCUGUGGUCUAGUGGUCACAGUUCCUGGCUACAGAACCAGAAUUUCCGGGUUCGAUUCCCG